Molecule: messenger RNA, 387 nt
Organism: Brenthis ino (lesser marbled fritillary)
Lineage: Eukaryota; Metazoa; Arthropoda; Insecta; Lepidoptera; Nymphalidae
Source: the annotation of a GenBank genome assembly
AUGAUGAUGUUCUCCUGGCCGAUAGCGGCCACGGCGGCCAAUCUCAUUGAGACUAGCCAACUGCGCAGGAGAUAUUAUAGUGCACAAGUGUACGCGCAGACACAACGUGCACUCUCUAUUCCUAUCACUCUCAUACUCCAGUGGGACCACUGCUCGACACGAUCAGUGAGAGUUAAGGCGCAAGACCGAACGACGGCUUUACGUGCUCUCCGAGGUACAGGGGUGAAACACCGCCAACUUCCCAACUCCGGGCUGUUACUGAGACUUACAACACAGAAAGACUCAAUAACUAAAUAUGGCCCUACCCGGGACUCGAACCCAGGUCCUCCGAGUGCGAAGCUGUACAUACUAGCCACUACACCACCGAGGCAGUUAAAUAACAUAUUA